GUCUCCGCACCUUUCCCUUUGAAGUGCUGCAUUCCCUCUCCCCACUCAUCGACUUCUUCACGCCAAACUCAUCAGAUCCCAUGGCUGGUCCUUUGCAAAGGGCGUUUAUGGCCAAAUCAAGAUUCUCUGGCCCCACAGUUGGCACUCUCCCGAUACCUACGCCUGGCAAGGAUCAACUGCUGGUUAAAAUCCAUUCGGCAGCCUUGAACCCUGUAGAUCCUUAUAUGGCGUUCACAGGGUUUGAGGUCCAUUCGUAUCCUGCUGUGUUUGGACAUGACGGGGCAGGCGUCGUAGAGGAAGUCGGCGCGAAUGUUAAGAACUUUACUAAAGGAGACAAGGUCAUGUUCGCAGGAGAUACCUUCAGAACAGAAAUGCAUACCUUGGCAGAAUAUGCGAUCGCCGAUCCAGCCGUAACAAGCAAGAUUCCUUCUAAUGUCACAUUCGAGGAAGCUUCGACGAUCCCACUUGUCCUCUCCACCGCAGCCAUAGGCUUGUACGGAGUGCUCAAGAGAAAUAACGGAGGUGCAGGUCUCGUUGCCCCAUGGGAAGAAGGUGGCAGGAACAAGUAUCAAAAUGAGCCUAUCGUCGUACUAGGUGGCUCGUCAGGUGUGGGGCAAUCUGCAAUCCAGCUGGCGAAAAUGUCCGGGUUCGACCCAAUCAUCACUACUUCCUCCUCACACAACAUCCAAUAUUGCAAAGCAGCAGGUGCCACGCAUGUCAUCGACUACCACACAACUCCUUACGGGCCUGCUUUUGUGAAAGCAGUUUCCUCCAUUACAAACGGUCCGGUGAAGGUGAUAUUCGACUGUGUCAGUGAUAGCAACUCACAAAGGGCUUCCUGGUCGAUCCUUGCACCAGGCGGUAAGUUGAUUCUCGCGCUUCCACAAUCUUCCGUAGGAACACCCGGCGUAGAGGGAAAAGAUGGGAAAAGGGUUGUCACUCCGUACGGGAGUGUAUACAACGAUGAGGUUGGCGGAGAUACCCGUCUUGGAAAGAGUAUGUUUGCUUCACUGGAGAAUAUGGUGAGAGCUGGGGACAUCAAGCCUAGUAGGGUGGAGCUUCUUCCAGGAGGAUUGAACGGCAUUGCAGAUGGCAUGCGGAAGCUGAUGGCUCAUAAAGUUAGUGGAGGAAAACUUGUCGCAAGAAUUGGAGAUACACCGCAAUGAUGCUUGGGUGGAGAGGUUGUCUUAUGACAGCACCGCGUUGUACUUACUCUACCUCGUUUAUCCAGCUAUAAUCUUCGUCUAUUUCUG
Molecule: messenger RNA, 1253 nt
Organism: Stereum hirsutum FP-91666 SS1
Lineage: Eukaryota; Fungi; Basidiomycota; Agaricomycetes; Russulales; Stereaceae
Product: GroES-like protein
Exons: 4
Coding region: 81-1166 (361 amino acids)
Molecular function (GO): oxidoreductase activity, acting on NAD(P)H
Source: RefSeq, a predicted model, not a curated record